This is a messenger RNA of Clarias gariepinus (North African catfish), 1537 nucleotides long. RefSeq names its product cyclin B2 (gene ccnb2). Bases 120 to 1268 code for a protein of 382 amino acids. NCBI's taxonomy places the organism in Eukaryota, Metazoa, Chordata, Actinopteri, Siluriformes, Clariidae. Gene Ontology annotation, biological process: mitotic cell cycle phase transition; regulation of cyclin-dependent protein serine/threonine kinase activity. Gene Ontology annotation, molecular function: cyclin-dependent protein serine/threonine kinase regulator activity. Gene Ontology annotation, cellular component: cyclin-dependent protein kinase holoenzyme complex; cytoplasm; nucleus. The transcript has 8 exons. The record is from RefSeq and is a predicted model, not a curated record.
CGCUUUGUGACCUACAGUCUUACCUGGUUUUGGGCAGUUAAACGGAAAAGGGUGCGUGAAGACAACACGAAUUUUUUAAAGUUUUAAAAGUCCAGCGAUUGCGUUUUACAGUAGUUGCCAUGGACCUUCGUGCUGUGCACCGCAAUGCAGAGAACCCAGCAGGAGUUGCUGGCAAGGCUGGGCCUGUUACUGCUGGUGUGAGGAGGGCUGUCCUGGGUGAACUGUCCAACUUUGCAACCAAACCUGCAAAGACAACGAAGGCCAUUAAGGCAGCAGCUCAGCCAGCUGCUGUGCAGCCUAAACGCGUUCCAGUUGUACCAGAGGUCCUCCCUCCUGCACCAGUCGUUCCACCAGUUCAGGCUGAUGUCUCCAUGAAGGAGGAAGAUGACCUGUGCCAGGCCUUUUCUGAAGUGCUCUGUCCCAUUGAGGACAUUGAUCAAGGCGAUGCGGACAUCCCACAGUUGUGCUCUGAAUAUGUAAAGGACAUCUACGUUUACCUCCGUAGCCUUGAAGUCCAGCAGUCAAUCAGGCCAAGAUACAUGGACGGUUAUGAGAUCAACGAGCGUAUGCGUGCUCUUCUGAUUGACUGGCUCAUUCAGGUGCACUCGAGGUUCCAGCUGCUUCAGGAAACUCUGUACAUGACUAUCGCUAUUCUUGAUCGCUUUCUUCAGGUCCAGCCAGUGUCUCGAAGGAAACUGCAGUUGGUAGGAGUCACUGCGAUGUUGCUUGCUUCCAAGUAUGAAGAAAUGUACGUCCCAGCAGUUGGAGAUUUCGCCUACAUCACGGACAACGCCUUCACAAAACCCCAGAUUCGUGAAAUGGAGAUGCUAAUUCUGAGAGAGCUGAACUUUGAACUUGGACGUCCUUUGCCACUUCACUUCCUCAGGAGGGCUUCAAAAGCUGGAAAUGCUGAUGCAGAAAAGCACACCCUUGCUAAAUAUUUCCUUGAGCUGACCCUGUUGGACUACGAUAUGGUUCACUACCAUCCAUCAGAAACUGGUGCAGCUGCCCUGUGCCUCGCUCAGCUUGUACUCGAUGGACAGAAAUGGUCUGCAACACAGGAAUACUACACCACCUACAGUGAGGCGCAUCUGAAGCCCAUAAUGAAGCACAUUGCCAAAAAUGUGGUCAAGAUUAAUGAGGGGCUCACUAAAUACGUGGCUGUAAAGAAAAAGUACUCAAGCAGCAGGCUAAUGAAGGUCAGCCUGUUUCCUCAGCUGAAGUCCUCGCUGCUGAAGGACCUCGCUGCGUCCCUGCUCACCUCUUGAGUGUCCUUACAAAAAGUCUAUCCUAGCAAUCUGCACUUUAUUCCUGAUCAGCCAUUGGAAAUGGACUGCUGCUUUAAGGAUUCUUAUGUACAUAUUUACAAACUAGCUUUUUUUUUUUACCUUUUUAAUGAACAUGUACCACUUGUAAUUCAAUCAUAAUUUUAAGUAGUUUUACUGCUUUUUGCCUUUUUUUCUUUUAGAUGUUUUUUGAGAUGUGAUGUAUAUGCAUUGAUGGAACAUUUUCAAUAAAAGUCCAAAGAUGUUCUAAA